Lucilia sericata (common green bottle fly) is the source of this 1580-nucleotide messenger RNA. Its product is annotated as thioredoxin domain-containing protein 9. The transcript is spliced from 3 exons. Gene Ontology annotation, cellular component: cytoplasm. The record is from RefSeq and is a predicted model, not a curated record. Gene Ontology annotation, biological process: microtubule cytoskeleton organization. NCBI's taxonomy places the organism in Eukaryota, Metazoa, Arthropoda, Insecta, Diptera, Calliphoridae. Bases 233 to 883 code for a protein of 216 amino acids.
CAAAAUGUCAAAUAAGAAUAUAACAGAGUUGUUUAAACUAAUUUUAUAUUUUCUAGUAUUCGUGUGGGAUAAGUUCUUAAUAAAAUAGAUUUUUUAACAAAUAUCAAAAUAAAAUAUAGUUAUUAAGUCAUUUUAAUCAACAACCUACGCACUUUUGUCAAUUUCUGUCUCAAAAUCAAAAAAGAAAAAUUAAUUACAAAAGUAUACAAAAACAAUCAACAACAGCGAUAUAAUGGCCAACAUUUUGGAAAAUCAAUUGGCUGGUCUAACGCAAGUUAUUGAAAAACAAUUGGAUGAACAAUUGGAACGUUUCGAUAAUCUAGAUAAGGAUGAUCUUAAAACUUUAAGAGAACAACGUAUCAGAGAGAUGAAGGAAUUGAAUACAAAGAAGCAAGAAUGGUUAAAGAACGGUCACGGCAAUUACACAGAAUUGGCCGACGAAAAGGAAUUCUUUGAAGUCUCGAAAAAAUCUCCCAAUAUUGUUUGUCAUUUCUAUCGGGAUUGUACAGAACGUUGUCGUAUUGUCGACAUGCAUUUGAAAAUUUUGGCUGGCAAACAUAUUGAAGCUAAAUUUUGCAAAGUAAAUGCUGAAAAAUCACCAUUUCUUACACAACGUCUACGCAUCAAAGUAAUUCCCACCAUAGCUUUGAUUAAGGAUAGUAAAACAAAGGAUUUCAUUGUCGGCUUUACCGACUUGGGCAAUUGUGAUGAUUUCUCAACUGACAUGCUCGAAUGGAGAAUAGCACAAUCUGGUGCCAUAGAUUACAAGGGUGAUCUGAUGACACCGCCAGAUGUUAAAAAGAAAACAUAUAUAAAUCGUCCUAGAAAGACUAUACGUGGUGGUUAUGAUUCAGAUGAUUCCGAUAUUGAUUUUGAUGAUUAACCUGUUUGCACACUUAUUAAAAUAGUUUAAAAAGAAGCUAGUGUUAGAAACUACUCAUUUUAUUUGUUUUCAUACAUUAGUCUGUUGUAUUGCCUGCCUGCCUUUUCUUUUUGCUGUUUUCCCCAAGUGUCUUCUUUUUUUAAGCUCUGGUUUGAAAGUUUAAUAUUCAAACUUUAUUUCAUUAACUUAAUGCUUAGAAAUCAAAAUGUAUUCAACAAAAUUUGUUUGUUUAAUUGCAAGAAAAAAACCUACAACAACAUGAUACUCUUUUUAUAAUAAUUUCUUACUAUUAACAUUCUCUUGAUUUUAGACUUGAAGUAUUUUUUCUUGUCUUUUUAAUUAAAUUAAAAAAUUCCUAGUUUUAUUACUACAAAAAUAAGUAUUGUUUAUUUUUUCUUUUUUGCAAAAUGUCUUUUAUAAAAAGUAGCACAAAAUUAUAAUAAAAACAUUUUUAAUAGGAUUAAAACUAAAAAAGACAACUUUUCGUAGAAUUUAGAAUGAAACAUAUUUUCUUAAUGCAAAAUAAAAGUAAUAUACAUUAUAAUAAGCAAGAUUAGCAACAUCAAAUAGUUAAACGUAAACAUACAUAAAUGUUCAUAUAUAUAUAUGGACUAACUAAUAAUAUAUAUACAACUAUUCAGAGGAUUUUAAUAAUAAAGACAUAUUUUCGUAUAACCAUGCAAAUGGGAAUUGAAAA